UAUUCCAUUAAGGCGUCGAUGAGAUCUUGAAGCUCCUCAGGACUAUUUGCCAUGAGGAUCAUGUCAUCGGCGAAUAGUAGAAUAUAUAUAUCUCUCAGGACAUCGCCCGUUUUUGUAAAAGCUUUUCCCAAUUCUGCUACAAUAUCAUUGGUGAACAGUUGGAAUAACAGAGGUUGCUGCUAGCUGUUAUUAGAUUGCCCACCCAAUGUGAAUCGAGGCAGGAACAGUUACAGAAAUCCGGCGAUCGAGUGGACCCAAGAUGUUUCGACUUCUAAGACGUUUCCCUACAAGCUGCUUAGCACAUAGUCCAAUCAGAUACCGAGUACACAGGCAGUCAAAAAGGAAAUACUUGAUCCUCAACUUAGCAGGAUCCUCGGCAGUGGAGGGAAAAUGCCGAUUCGGUAACCCAUCCGUAACAACUUCAAUGAGAUAUUCUCAGACUCAGGAGAGUGUCAAUAACAAAAACCCAACCAGAUCGAAGCUAUUACGGAGGUUAGGCAAGCUGGAAGACUUCUAUUUUGAACGCGAGUAUGUAAUAAUCAGCCGUCUACACCUCCAUUCAAAAAUGGAAAUCAUGGAGGAACAGGUUGCUGAAGCCAUUAGACGUUUACAGCAAAGGCACGUUUCUUUGCGCAUGGCCGUCAUCGAGGGAGGUGGCGUAAGAUAUUUUGCCGAGGUGCCAGACGCGGUUGAUUGGAAGGUUUUACGGAAUUCUGACGUCAAAGCUGCGGCUGAAGAUCUGGAAGGUGAACAAUUCCGUAAGCAGGAUCUACUUUGGAAGGUCCGUAUGCUCCAAUGUGAGAGAAAAGGUCCAGAGCAAUAUAUCUAUCGAUUCAUUUUCGCGUUCCAGCAUUGUGUAAUUGACGGGAGAUCAAUUUUUGCGGACGUCUUUCCUACUCUAAUAGGUUACCUGGAGGAGUAUACGACGAAUUCGCGUGAAGAACAAGCGGAGCCAAAGAGCCUGCCCUUGAUGCCUGCGCGAGAAGAUCUGUAUACGGAAGAUGAUGUUGCGAAAGCAGAAUUUCAGUCAACAGCUUUUAAAUCAGACUAUAUGAUGGAAGAAUUCACAAGUAAGUUCAUGGCCAUGUACAAACCGGAUAAUCCACGAGCUGUCUCCGGGUUAGAGUCCUUUGAAGUAAAUGGAACUGAAACAUCGUCCAUCAUCAAGGUGGCCAAACAACAACACGUGACGAUGAACAGCGUCUGUGUAAUGGCAAUCGCGAUGGGGACCUUCCAGUUCCUGACUAAGGUAGGGGUUAUGAAGUCUGACGCCUUUGCAUUCGAAGCGCCGUUUACAGUUGACCUCAGACGCUAUGCCGAUCCGCCCUUUACUCCAAAACAACAUGGGGCCGUUCAAUCCGACUGUCAUUGUCGAAUCAGGCUAACAUCAGAAAUAGUGGACGCAACAUUUUGGAAAAUGACGCAUUCUCUCGACAACGAGGUGAAGGAAAUGAUUAAAGGUCGCCAAGCUAUCGCAGAUGCAAUAAAUGAAGAUGCCUUGUUUGACAGUCUCCGUGAUGGCCAGACAGUCGGACAGAACUUCAUUAGCAUUUCAAAUGUAGGAAAUGUGACAUUUUUGGCAGGGAGUAAGGAAGAGGCCGCGGUAACGGCCGAGGACUUCGUUUGCGUAAAUGGUGGAAGAGGACCUGAUCUGUUCGCUUUUUACAUCACAACUUUGAACGGGAAACUACAGUUUCAGCUCUCCUAUUCCAAGAUGCAUGUUCCCGAUGAGCUGGCAGAAGUGUACGUGUUUCUUUUAAAGGAACAGCUCUUGAAGAUGUCCUGUAGCUGAAAUGGACACAUCUGUAGUCUCAUUUUCCAUCAAUGGCUUUGUGUUCAUGAAAUCAGAAUUCAGAUUGGAUUGAUCGGAUAACAGAUUAUUUUGAAAAAUGAUAUCGAACAUUAUUAACAACGUGUCUUUGAUUGCAGAAGUCAGGCUAUAGCGUUGAUAAUUUAACUUGUCAAUCAACGCCUGUCAACGAUUAGUGUUAAUUGCAGCAAAAUGCUUUACAUAAUUCAAUUAAAUAUUUUGAUUACGUGUAGGAUUUUGAAGCCGCAAAGACACUAUUUGUGUGGGAAAACGGAUGGGAUUAGUGAACGAAUUUAGGGAAGGAGGAAUUACAUGGUAAAUCGAAGUAAUUCUAUAUGUCAACAGUGACGCUAAGAAAAUACAUGUACAUGUACAUGUAGAAUGUAAUUCGUUCUUUGUAAAUUUUCAUUGCAACGACAGGGCCGUAUUUAAGUUGAGCACGACUACUUUUCCAAAAAAGCCCAAAUCAGCAUGAAACCAGGUUAUUCGGAGACAUCUGGGCGCACUUUCACCCCCAAAAUACGGCCCUGGUAGACCACAACUACACUAGGAGCAUUUGUUUUUGAAGAGAGACUUCCCCUUUUCGAUUUUUCGUGCCAGCCCAUAUCACUAAUGCAUGUAAUCCAACAAAAAUCAUAUCUGAAAUUGAAUUUAAUCGUCUUGUCUGGCGUUUAAAUACGAGCUGGCGGUUAGCACCUGACAGAAAUGAAUCAUCCCGCCAUUGUCAUCUCGUUCGGUAAUUGCGAUGUAAACGAUGGUUAACGAGGAAAGUAAAUGAGGAUUUUAAUGCGUUUUCAGACAGACAACAAAAAAUGGCACAAAUACCGCAGCAACUGCGAAUGUAAAACCGCUUGUCUGCAAAGGUGAGGUCUUUCUGACUGUAUAAUUUCCACCUCAUUCUUUUUGUUUCUGUUUGUACUCAAUUCUUCAACUACGGUAAUUCCGGGAUUUAUAGUUGGAGGGACCAUGCCAUUAGUUUAUGAAUGUAUAGUAAAAUAAAUCCUUGAU
Messenger RNA from Lineus longissimus, 2818 nucleotides. RefSeq lists its product as uncharacterized. Bases 260 to 1792 code for a protein of 510 amino acids. The record is from RefSeq and is a predicted model, not a curated record. The transcript is spliced from 2 exons. Lineage: Eukaryota; Metazoa; Nemertea; Pilidiophora; Heteronemertea; Lineidae.